Hymenoscyphus albidus is the source of this 5137-nucleotide messenger RNA. The record is from the annotation of a GenBank genome assembly. NCBI's taxonomy places the organism in Eukaryota, Fungi, Ascomycota, Leotiomycetes, Helotiales, Helotiaceae.
GUGCACUUCUGCAUGUCCAAUCCAGAUGAUGUUGGGUCAAAUUUUCAAUAUUUCGUGCAUAUUCUGCAGGAAUCCUAGAAUUUUUCCAACUUAAAACCGCUUGAUAUGGCCAUUCUGGCCCUCUGUCUGGUCCCAACAAAGGUCCCCCUGUCAACACACACUCUCUCUCCAAAAUCUCCAAUCCACCUCGCGCCUCAAGCAACCAACAAUGUCACAACACAUUGCCACCGUUUUAUAUCGACGUCGUACUCAAAUAUCUGAUACCCCUCACUAGGAAUUUAUCCCCCCUCGUCCGUUUCUUUGUGAUGACCUCAAUCAGGUAACUCUUUCCAAUGCUGUGCCAUCCCUGGUUGAUGGUGUCUGCCGGGCACUACUUUGCAUCACACACCAUCACUUCGAAAGUAGGUGAAUGUAUCCGACUCGUACGUGGGUGUGCGUAGUCGUGCUCAGCCAUUUCAAUCCAUGUGUAUAGUAAUGACCAGUUUUCGCCACUGACUAGGCGAGGCUCUAAACUUCAAUCAGUCAGAUUGAGGCGUCAACCAUCUGCUGCCUUGGGAGGCGGAAGAAGCGUCGCUAGUUCGCCUCUAGGCGUCAAAAUAGGAGCAAAUCCAACGUAUCGGAUAAUAAUAGGCCCCUCUAAGCGACUAUCUGAAGAGAAUCUACUGGGUAUCCUUUUUCCUCUAUGGCUCACCGAACUGCCUACCUUUUUCUUACCAUCCACAUUCUCUCAGAUGACUCAACAUCCUAGUUAUCGAGGUUCUACAAGUAGAUUAGGACGGUCCCAAGAAAUCUUUCUUACUGAAAUCUCCAUCCAUUCAGGUGUAGACCCACCCAAUUUCCUACAUUGCUGCUGCUGCACAAGUCCUGCAGAGCCAGCAGACAAGGAGACGUUGGUUGUUAGAAUUCACCUGCCGUGUUUUUAAAGCAAGCGCCAGGUCAUAUAUCUACCAGCUUUGAAGGACGCCUCCUUCACUUUUGGAAGUUUGGCAACUCCACAGAAUCAACUCUUACGAGAAAAAGAUCAACACAAGCAUUUCAAUAUCACAAACCCUUCUGUUUGUAAACAUGAGGCAGAAAAGUCUGAACUCUAUCCUUGGUUCUGCUGCUUCCGCAUUCUCUCCUGGUUCCUCGGGAAACAUGUCCGAAUCCAGUAGCGCCUCAUUCGCAGGAUUCUCCCCAACGACCAUCCUCGAAAAUUUUAUUCCUGGCUACGGACACAUCCACAAGAUUUUUCUCUACAAUUUUGGACUAGAUGUGACCAUGAUCGUAUCUUUCGGCGCAGCCCUCUGGGUAUCAGCACGGCUUCUUCAAAGCGCCAAGGCACUGGUCUGGACAUUUCUCAACGCCUACUUCAUGGCGGAGAUCACCGUCAGCAGUACGGAUGAAAUUCAUGGCCAUCUGAUCCAGUUCCUGGCUCAUCAGUAUAAGAUCUCCUCGUCUCGACGUCUCAUGGCUGAAACUCCUUCCAAAAGUGCUUGGGAACUGGAUAGCGAAGAUACAGGUCAAUCGAUAGAAACAAGUGUCGAUGCCACCGGGAAAAUCAAGUGGCUCAACUUCUCCAACCAGGAGGCGAAAUCGCAACCUCGGUUUACUCCAGCUAUCGGAUCCCAUAACUUUUGGCAUAAAGGGACGUACUUCCAGUUAAAACGCAAGGAAGUCAGUGUUUUCGAUACCCUCGGUGGAGGAGCAACCUCAUUCAAAGAUAAGGAGGUACUUACCCUGUCAUGCUUUGGAAGGAGUACCGAUCCGAUAAAGGCGUUGAUUCAACAUGCUAAAGGCCACUAUCAUCUUGGCCACAAGGCGAAAACUAUCAUCAAGCGGCCGGCACCGAAGGAUAUGAGACGAUUUGGUGGACGGGGAGCUUGGGUCAAGAUUGCGGAGCGUCCGUGUAGACCGAUGAGAACGGUGGUUCUGGAUGAGGAGAGGAAGAUGGAUGUUCUGGUUGAUAUUAAUGAGUAUCUUAACCCGGUUACUGCGAGGUGGUAUGCGAAUAGAGGGAUUCCUUAUCGGAGGGGGUAUUUGUUUUAUGGUAACCAUCUAUAUUCUUUGCUCUGUCUCUCUCUCUCUCUCUCUCUUGUUUUGAAUUUUUCCUGUUUGGUCGGAAUCGACGUUCUCCACUCCUUUUAACCGAGAAAAAGCUCGCUAACAUCAUGACAGGUCCUCCAGGCACAGGCAAAACAUCCCUGACCUUCGCCCUAGCUGGUGUCUUUGGAUUAGACAUCCACGUAGUCAGUCUUUUGGAACCCACACUCACUGAAGAAGAACUAGGAAUGCUAUUCACCAAUCUUCCAGCUCGAUGUAUCGUCCUACUAGAAGAUAUUGACACCGCAGGACUGAUCAGGAAUGAACCUACCGAAACAGCAGAAGAGCGAAAAGGAGAUGGGGAGAAGGAUGGCCAACGGGGGUUCGAUGUAGGCGAUUUGACGAAGGCCUUCAAAAAAGCUAGCCAGAUGAGUGAGGAGGAACGAAAGAAAGGGAUCAGUCUGAGUGGGCUGCUGAAUAUUAUUGAUGGUGAGUUUGCCCUAAAUCCUCCCAAUAUUUAUCUUCACUUUUUUCUCUUCCAUUUCGAACUAAAUUGAGAGAUGGGAUUAACAAAAAAAUAGGCGUCGCAUCCCACGAAGGACGUGUGCUGGUAAUGACCACCAACCAUCCAGAGAAACUAGACGAAGCCCUCAUUCGACCGGGCCGUGUGGAUCAUCAGGUUCCGUUUGAUUACGCGAGUCAACAUCAAAUUCGAGAGUUAUUUGUUAGGAUGUACCGGGAUGAUCUCGAACUUGGCGACGAGACAACGACCAUCGUGACGACUGAAAUAAAAAAUAAGUCUGAAGUCACGCCUGCAAUAAUCGUCCUUGGGGAUAACGAGAAAGCAUGCGAAGGACUCGGGGUUCAGAUCACUCCCCCGCUUACGCCUGUCAUUGAUCACCAUACGACGCAUUCUCAUUGCGUCGAGAUGACUGAGAAAGCGACUUCAGAUCUAGCACUUGGUCUUGAUCGUGUGAAGCUGGGUUUGGAUGAUAUCGCAAACCAGUUCUCUGAGCGUAUCCCUGGUGGGGUAUUUAGUCCGGCUGAGAUCCAGGGGUUUCUUUUGAAGAGGAAGAAAGAUCCACGGCGUGCGCUUGGGGAAGUCUCGGAGUGGGUUGAGGGACUUAAGAGGGGACGGGGGUUUGCUGUUGGUGGGGGGAGGUAGUAGGAGAGGAUGGUAGUUUGGGUAGAGGGACGAUGGGAGAGAAUGUUACAUAGGAAGUUGAAAUAGAAAUUUGAAAUUCAGAUUAGUCAAAGAUCGGAGAUUUAAUACAUAUACAUUUUACAAGGCUAUAUUUCACAUAUAACUAGUUUAAUUCAUUUCUCUAGAGAAGUAUAGUAGUACUACAAAUAUAUUCUACUUUUCUUUUUUAUUAUUCUUGCUAGUUUGGAAAAUAUAUCUAUACAAAACAUGUUAAGAGAAUGUAAAGUGUUUAUUAAUAUAUAUAUGCUAGUUAUUCGAGAUCUUUAAAACAAGUAAAGUGCUCUGUAAUUUUUAGUUUAAAGUGAGGAUACUUACUUCUCUUCUUUGUUUAAAGUCUCUUACUCGUAUUUGUAGGACUGUGGGUUAUGUAGCCAAGAGUUCGUUGCAUGCAAGCGGACCAUACAGGGGUGAAACCAUACAAACGGAUCGUGGCCUCAUUGGCUCACUUCUCUCUCCCUGACUUAAUCCGUCCGAUUAAGCUCUCGUUACGAUAACGACGAGACGAUCACUGUUUUGUUUGCUUCUUCAACGGACUUGCGAUUGUUUGCUACUCCUCUACCUCUACUUCUAAUCCAAAUAACCUGUUCUCCACCACCGUCUUUCCUCAUCAAAUCACUAGUUCCCGUCGUUUCCCUAAGAAAAUCACCAAUUGAAGUCAAGGAAGGGAGGGAAGCAAUGUACUUCGGCCCCUGCGAUCGCUGGUUCACAGAUACGGAGUACUAUCAACACAUCGCGAAUAAUGCCCAACACCAGACUCUAGCGUACGAUUGCGAAGUUUGCGAUAGAGGGUUUGCGACUGAGGAGAGUCUUUGGCAGCAUCAGGAGAGUGCUUCGGAUCAUCCUUUUUGUGCGGAAUGUAGGAGGAUGUUUGUGAGUGAGCAUAAUUUGAUACAGGUAGGAUCUUACGUACAUUGGGAUAUCUAUCUAUCACGCCUUUGUGAAAACGAACCCUCCAGCCCCCUCUCCCAAAACAGAGAAAAAUAAGAGGAUGAAAUACUUGGUAUAGAAGCUAAAAAAAUCAUUUCACACACAGCACCAACACUCCAAACUCCACACCCAACUUCAAAUCCCAUGUCCCUUCUGCACCUGCAACUACGCAACCGCAUCCGGACUCAUAAUCCAUCUCGAGUCCGGCGCCUGUGCCUCAACAGUCAACCGCCAGCGUGUCAAUGCCUCCAUCCGACGAAUUGAUCGCACCUAUCGCAUCACGAAGCCGCAGCUAGGCCUGAGAUUAGGACCUUAUGGCGUGAAAAGGGGGCAAGCGAGUGAGGUGGCUUGGAAUGGGAAAGCGUAUGGGUGUUAUCUCUGUCCAAGGGGGUUUGCGACUUUGUUUUCGUUGAAUCGCCAUUUGGGGAGUGUUGGUAUGUCAUUUUUUCUUCUAUUUUUCUUUGUUUUGCAUUUCUCUGUGUGUUGUGUGGGAGGGGAGUCUGUUUUAUGGUGUGUCUUUGUGAGUUUGGAGUCUUGGGGAUUCUGUCUAUUCAUAUGAAAACGAUUGCAGACCCUCUCCCUAUUUAUUAAAAUUCUCUUUUGUCUCCUGAUACCAUACACUUUUAACAAAUUAACUAGCCCACGAACAAGAUCUCUAUAAUUGUCCCAAGCCUACUUGUGGGAGGAAGUACAAGCUGCUAAGCGGAUUAAUUAUGCAUGUCGAGAGCGAGAGCUGUAACGUGAUGCCCUUCUCGAAGGUGCAGAGAUGGGCUCGAAACGGGGUGGGAGGUGUGGUGGGAGGUUUGAUUCAAGGUCCCCCGGCUGCUUUUGAGCAGGAGGUUUAUUGAAAAGUAGGUGGGGUUUUGGGGCCUGAAGCGAGGGUGUUUGAGUAGUUAUUAAUACAGGUGAUACUGUACUCUGUUGGUUUGUUUUAGAGCGAGGAGAGGGAUUUAGUGUGUACUAUGUGUUAUUAGAUUUUGAAAA